GUUUUGAUUUAGUGUUGACUUUUUGUCAAUUAUUUAUAUCCUCACCUAUAUCCAACUUUUGAUACACAUCACCAAAAUUGGUAUAUCUCAUUGUACUACUACAUAGAUGAAGUUCUCACAUUCUUUACAGUUUAAUGCUGUACCUGAAUGGUCUUCAAAAUAUAUUGCUUACACAACAUUAAAAAAGUUAAUUUAUUCCUUACAAAGAGAUAAUUUAAGACGUCACCAUCAACGUAAUCGCUCAGGUUCAGGUGCUGGUGUACCCCCUGAUCUUGAAUUAGGAGAAAUAGAAGAAUUAAUAUCUUCAACUAAUUAUUCAUCAACUGGUAAUUUGGAUGAUGAUUAUCUGCCUUCAAAAGUGUUUAUAACGGCUCUAGAUUCAGAAUUAAAAAAGAUUGAUGAUUUUUAUCAAAUACAAGAAUCAUUUAUUUUUAAGAGUGUCGAUGAAAUAAUCGUUGAUAUUGAAAACUUUGAACGAGAAGUUGAUUCAACUGCUGCGUAUGGCUUAAAAUCAUCAAAUGAUUUAAAAUCAAAUAUUCGUCGUUCGCGUACUUUGUCUGAUGUUUCUGAUGUUAACUAUAUUAAUGCUACUGAUCCAGACACUGAAUUCACUCAACCCGAAGACUACGAUGAUGACGAAGAGGAUGAUGAAGAUCCUCAAGCUUUGACCAGUUAUUCUGGAAAUAACAGUAAACAUCAAAGAAAAAAUUCUGCAACAAAAUUAACUAGAUCAACUUCAAAUCCUUUAGUUCAAAUUAAAUCCAUUGAUGACUAUCUCAAAUCUCCAAAAUCUCAAAUUUGGAAUAAUCUCAAUGAUUCUCUUACGUCUAAUUUACCCCCUCAAUUAGUUUUAUUAUCUGAAUCAAGAAUCUUAUUAAGAAAAAGAAUUAUUGGCUUAUAUACUACUAUGUCAGAAUUAAAAUCAUAUAUUGAAUUAAAUCAAACUGGAUUUAAGAAAGCUCUAAAAAAAUUCGAUAAAUCUUUAAAUACAAAUAUUAAGGAUGAUUAUCUUGAAAGUUUACCAUCAAAAUCUUAUAUUUUCCAAGUAACAACAAUUCAAAAGGUUGAAGAUCGUUUGCAAUCACUUAUAAAGUUAUAUGCUUUGAUUUGUAAUCAUGGAGAUGAUUUAGAAUUAGCUAAAUCAGAAUUAUCUAUCCAUUUAAGAGAACAUGUCGUCUGGGAAAGAAAUACUGUGUGGAGAGAUAUGAUUGGUUUAGAAAGAAAAACCUAUGCCGCCAAUACUAAAACUGGUGAUGGAAAUGAGAAGAAUGGUGAUGUUAAUUUGAAAAAUAAUCAAUUAUUAAAGAAUUUCAAUCUUUCAUUAACCAAUCCUAUCGUGUUGAAAUUAUUGUUAAUUACUACUGUCACUGUAAUUUUAUUGAAUUUCUCGCCUUUUGAUGAUGAAGCCCAACAACAUUGUUUUGCAUUAUUAAUUUGUGCUUCAUUAUUAUGGGCCACAGAAGCCAUUCCAUUAUUUGUAACUUCUUUACUUAUCCCACUUUUGAUUGUUAGUUUACAUGUUUUGAAAAAUGAUGAUGGUUCAUUAAUGGAUUCAGUAGAUUCUUCAAAAUAUAUCUUAUCAACUAUGUGGAAUUCAGUUAUCUUAUUGUUAUUGGGUGGGUUCACUUUAGCUGCUGCACUUUCAAAGUAUCACAUUGCGAAAUUAAUCUCAACUUGGAUCUUAUCUAAAGCGGGUACAAAUCCAUCUAUUGUAUUAUUAACCAUCAUGGGAGUGGCAUUAUUUGCGUCAAUGUGGGUUUCAAAUGUUGCAGCUCCAGUGUUAUGUUUCUCGUUAAUUCAACCUUUAUUAAGAACAUUACCAAAGGGUUCAAAGUUUAUAAAUGCAUUGAUUUUAGGUAUUGCCUUAGCAUCUAACAUUGGUGGUAUGGCAUCUCCAAUCGCUUCUCCUCAAAAUAUGAUUGCUAUUGGUGCAAUGGAUCCUCAACCUAGCUGGGGUCAAUGGUUUGUAAUUGCCUUACCUGUUUGCUUAUUAUCAUUAAUACUUAUUUGGGUAUUUUUAUUAAUCACUUUCAACUGUAAUUCUAGAAACACACAUUUAGUAGCUAUUAGAAUGAUAGAUGAUAAAUUCACUGGAAUUCAAUGGUAUAUUAUUUUUGUAUCGACAUUCACCAUUUUCCUUUGGUGUAUUGCAUCUAGAUUAACAGGAAUUUUUGGUGAAAUGGGGAUCAUUGCGUUAUUACCUAUUAUUUUAUUCUUUGGUACUGGGUUAUUAACUACAGAAGAUUUUAAUAAUUAUCCUUGGAAUAUUGUAGUUUUAGCUAUGGGAGGUACUGCAUUAGGUAAAGCAGUAGCAUCAUCAGGUUUAUUAUCAACAAUUGCCGUUACAAUUCAACAUGAAGUUGAAGAUUUCUCAUUAUUUGGAGUUAGUUUAACCUUUGGAUUAUUAAUUUUAACUAUGGCUACAUUUGUUAGUCAUACAGUGGCUGCAUUAAUUAUUAUUCCAUUAGUUAGUGAAAUUGGUAAUAAUAUGGAAAAUCCUCAUCCAAGAUUAUUGAUUAUGAUUAGUGCAUUAUUAUGUUCCGCUGCUAUGGGUUUACCAACAUCGGGAUUUCCAAAUGUUACUGCCAUUUGUAUGACUGAUGAAUUUGGUAAACCAUAUUUAACUGUAGGAACUUUUAUUACUAGAGGUGUUCCAAGUUCUGUUAUUGCUUAUUCAAUUAUUGUUACUAUUGGUUAUGCUACUAUGAAAUUAAUUAAUUUUUAAGUUAAUUAAUUCUUAAUCAUUGAUGACUAAGAAUUUAAUAUCUUCCUUAUUUGAUACAUAUAAAUAUACAAUCUACGAUUGUAUUUCAUGAUACAUAGACAUAUAUACUAUUAAUAAUACAUAAUAUAAUACUCACACCCCCCGAUUUUAGUUUAAGAUCCG
Scheffersomyces amazonensis is the source of this 2887-nucleotide messenger RNA. It is a transcript of the gene PHO91, whose product is annotated as Pho91p. Gene Ontology annotation, cellular component: membrane. The transcript has a single exon. The record is from RefSeq and is a predicted model, not a curated record. Gene Ontology annotation, biological process: phosphate ion transport; polyphosphate metabolic process; transmembrane transport. Bases 107 to 2725 code for a protein of 872 amino acids. Gene Ontology annotation, molecular function: phosphate transmembrane transporter activity. Lineage: Eukaryota; Fungi; Ascomycota; Pichiomycetes; Serinales; Debaryomycetaceae.